This is a messenger RNA of Staurois parvus, 335 nucleotides long. The record is from the annotation of a GenBank genome assembly. NCBI's taxonomy places the organism in Eukaryota, Metazoa, Chordata, Amphibia, Anura, Ranidae.
UUACACUUGGCAAAAUGCAAUCAGGCAAGUACCGUUCUCCUGGUAACUGCCAAACCCAGACACAUCCAUUGGAUUGCCAGACAGAGAAGCGUGAUUGGUCACUCCAGAGAACAUGUCUCCACUGCUCUAGAGUCCAGUGGUUUCAUGGCUGAGUUGCUGUUGUUCCCAGUUUCUUCCACUUUGUUAUAAUACCACUAACAGUUGAUUGUGGAAUAUUUAGUAGCAAGGAUACUUCACAGGUGGCAACCUAUCACAGUACCACACUUGAAUUCACUGAGCUCCUGAGAGCGAACUAUUCUUUCACAAAUGAUGGUAGAAGCAGUCUACAAGACUAG